CCUUUUGCCCUGUCCUAUACUUCAGUCUUUCUCUCUAUCUCCCAAAAAAAAAAAAGCCUUGUUUUUUCCUCUCAAAACUACUACUUAUUUCUUCACCUGUGCCAAGACUUGAACUUUCUUAAUUUCUUGCUUGUUUGUGAUGGAAGGUGGCUUAGUUUUACUUGGUGGUGGUGGUUCUUCUGGGGUUUCUACAGAUGAGUCAGCAGUGUCUAAAGUGGAGGUUGUUUCUGAGGCAAGUUCAUUUCCAGCUGAGAGUGAGCUGGAACUAGGCCUGGGGCUGAGUCUUGGUAGAAGCAGUGUUGGUACUACGGGGAGGACCAAGGCUGGUACUUCUUCAUGGGGUGAGUGUGGUAGAAUCUUGACUGCAAAGGAUUUCUCUUCAGUGGUUUCUCAUAGAACUAAUAAUGGUGGUCCUUCUUCUGUCGCUGUUUCUGAGACCAAGAGAGCUGCUGAGUCCAUAUCCCAUGAAGGUGGAUCUCCUACUGAUGUCAGAUGCAGUCAAGUUGUGGGAUGGCCUCCCAUAAGGGCUUAUAGGAUGAACAGCUUGGUUAACCAGGCAAAGGCUCCAAGAGUUGAAGAGGACAAGGAAAUUGGUGAAAAAGAUAAACCCAAAGAUGCUUUGAAAAAGAAACUUUAUGAUAGUUCUGCUGUUAAUGACAAAGGGCAUCUUGGUUUCGUAAAGGUGAAUAUGGAUGGAAUUCCAAUAGGAAGGAAGGUGGAUUUGAAUGCUCAUUCUUGCUAUGAGAGUUUGGCCCUAGCACUCGAAGAUAUGUUUCUCAGAUCUGCCAACUCAGUUGGUGCAGGGAUGGAACAAGUAACAAAGCCCUCUAAGCUUUUGGAUGGAUCAUCCGAACUUGUUCUGACUUAUGAAGACAAAGAGGGAGACUGGAUGCUUGUAGGAGAUGUCCCAUGGAGGAUGUUUCUCAGCUCAGUCAGAAGGCUACGAAUCAUGAGGACCUCUGAGGCUAAUGGACUUGCACCAAGAUUUCAUCAAGGGAAUGAAAGGCAAAGAAUCAAACCCAUUUAGCAUCAUCGCCAUCUGUCUUUUAAAUUCCAGAAAGAAAAAGAAAAUCCCACAGUUUGAACGCAGACAAGCUAAAGGAAAUUAGAGAAGUUGAUGAGUUGAUGCAUAUAGCCAAGAUUGGUUUCUCACUACUUGUCACAGUCGUUCUCGAAUCAUUAUAUUGUUCUUACUGCUUUUUUGGUUUUGUUAGGUCAUAUUCAAUUUAGAUUUCUCUCUUAUAUAGUGCCAUCAUACAGUCACACAACCUUGACUGGAAUGCUGUUUUAUCAUACUGUAAAUAUAGGAGUACUCGAAAUCUAGAGUGUUUUGAGUUUUGCUGCAAUCAAGCAGCUCAGUUUUACUUUUGUGAUAGAAGACAUGUUUGUGUGAUUUUGAUGUUAAAGUGCUUUUAUUCUGUUGGUU
Molecule: messenger RNA, 1426 nt
Organism: Durio zibethinus
Lineage: Eukaryota; Viridiplantae; Streptophyta; Magnoliopsida; Malvales; Malvaceae
Product: auxin-responsive protein IAA12-like
Biological process (GO): regulation of DNA-templated transcription
Cellular component (GO): nucleus
Source: RefSeq, a predicted model, not a curated record